Molecule: messenger RNA, 485 nt
Organism: Drosophila ficusphila
Lineage: Eukaryota; Metazoa; Arthropoda; Insecta; Diptera; Drosophilidae
Exons: 3
Coding region: 1-420 (139 amino acids)
Source: RefSeq, a predicted model, not a curated record
AUGAUUAAGGUUCGGAAAGUGAUUGGGUUCAAGGUUCAAGCAGAUCAUGCAUUGAAAACGAAAACAGAGUCUUCAGUAAUCUUCAGUGACACAAAAAACACAAAAACACAAAAAGUGAAGCAGCAGCAGUAUUCAAAAGGGAAAAUUUACUUCGGGAAGAGACUGACUGUAUGCGUGAGUCAACCAGCUACUUCUCAGAUACUUCUGCUGGCAUCCGAAGUGCGAAGGCAAAGUGACAGUCCCAGGCUUCUUGAGCUGCAGAAUGCAUUAAGUCAGCGCUGCAGCCGAGUCGUUGCACUUUUUAAAGUGUCGCACUCUCCGCAGGAAAAGCACCCAAUGAAAAGUGGACUGAGUUUGAGACUGGGACUGAGGCUGAGACAGAGACUUUCGUCUUCACUUGGAGGGCAGAAGUCGGAUUAACUCUUAAAACUGUCAGGGUCACAGUGGCAGCAUUAGCUAAAUUAUAUAUAAAAUUAUUUUUUAAC